AUGGUCGGCGUUUACAACGUGGCAGGCAAAGGGAAUAUUAAAGGCUACGAUCAGUUGGGAGCAGGUUGUUCAACCACCAGCUUUCACCACCAUGCCGCUGCCAGACGAACGCCCUCGAGCGUCUGUCCAGACUCUGCUGGCCAACCGACCCUCGCACCCAAGCCACGGCCCUCUUCCAUAAUCAAGAAGAGCCCACCCUCACGCGAGGCUACGCUGGCUGCUACCACGGAUGACCCCCAGCCUGUUCAUGCCACAGCCGACGAGGAUGCGGGGCCAGCCAUUCCGAGGUUGACAGGAGAGCCCAUUCACUCGGACACACCCGAGUCGGUCCCUACCGAUCCCCAACCCCAGUCUGAAACACAGGUUGAAUCAGAGCCAGCACCGGCUCCUACUCCUGCUCCUGCCCCAACACCAGCAACUAAACCUCGCACAGCCGCCACAUCGGCGCGACGCGUAUCCCAAGUUCCAUCCAAGAAGCCCGCUUCCGCGUCUGCCAAACCCCUCAACAUCCGCCAAGCCUGCUCCUGCCCCUGCCUCUCGAUCACGUCUUCCUGCUGUUCCAAAGGCGGCUCCAAAGGCCAAACCCCUUCCCAUGGCCAACCUCCGGCCCCCAUCGCUGCAUCCCUGGCCAAGGCCAAGGUUCCCUCUCGCAUCGUUAGUGCUACCAAACCUGCCACUAAACCUGCCGUCUCCAAACCCGCAACUACCACCGCAACCGCAACGAAAUCCACUGCGGCUCCUCGAACAACCAAACCCCCUAUUCCAAAGGCGACUACUUCCAAGAUUCCGGCCGUUUCGAAACCAGCUGCUACCACUGCCCGCAAAGCACCUGUACCUGCUCGUCCCGGAUCUACGGCCACCAAACCUCGCGUCGGAGCCGGCAAAGCUGUCAAGGCCGGUGCUGCUGCCGCCACAACUGCAGCAGUAGCCACAGCAGCCGUAGCUUUGUCCGAUGUCGCUCCGACUUCGGAGGACACAGAGCCAACCAAGGAUGUCGAGGCACAACUACCGAAGAAUCAUGAACACGAGGACCCAGUUGCGGAGGAAUCUGUACUCGAGGCUGCUGCGGAGGAGGAACCCGUUGUCGAGGCCACUCCCGAGGAGGAACCGGUUGUUGAGGAGGAACAAGUCCCCGAAAUUGUCGAGGAGAUCCCCGAGGUGCUUGAAGAGUCUGUAGAGGUUGCCGAGGAGCAAGCCGUUGAGGAGCCUGUUGUUGAGGCUGACAAUGAGUCUGCUGGUACUCCCAUUGAGGAUCUCGGGGAGAAUGGAAUCGAAGAGGAGGCCAAGCCCGAGGUCGCUGUCGAGGAGGUCAUUGAACAACUCGAGGUCGAGGCCAAGGAGGAAACCACCCCUCUUGUCGAAGCCGACGAAGUCAAGGAGGAAGUCGCCCCCGUCGUCGCCGCAGUCGAGGAAACCAAGGAGGUCGCUCCUGUCGCCGAGACCACCGAGUCCUCAUAA
Messenger RNA from Rhizoctonia solani, 1458 nucleotides. RefSeq lists its product as uncharacterized. The coding region runs from base 1 to 1458 and encodes 485 amino acids. The transcript is spliced from 7 exons. Lineage: Eukaryota; Fungi; Basidiomycota; Agaricomycetes; Cantharellales; Ceratobasidiaceae. The record is from RefSeq and is a predicted model, not a curated record.